GUAUUAUGCAAAGCCGUGACAGACGAGAGCGGGGCCAGCUAGAGGCCCAGCGACCUCCCCUGCCUGCGGCUUGCCCGGCCGCCUGAGUGGCCUGGAGACUCCCCUGGCCUGGGCCGCGCACCGCUGAGGGCCGGGAUGGCCUGAGUGCCCCGGGCGCGGCGGCGCACAGCGGCUUGCAACAUGGGGAACCAGGAUGGGAAGCUGAAAAGGAGCGCAGGUGAUGCCUCGCUGGAGAGCGGCGGCGCUGAGGAUUCUGUUGGGCCCAGAGAUGUGGAAGCCACAAAGAAGGGGGCUGGGGGUAAAAAGGCGCUGGGCAAGCACAGCAAGGGGGCAGGGGGCGGCGGCGGGGAGCCGGGCAAGAAAAAGAGCAAGUCCGACUCCAGAGCCUCAGUGUUUUCCAACCUGCGGAUCAGGAAGAACCAGUCCAAGGGGAAAGGCACCGGCGGCUCCCGAGAGGAUGUGCUGGAUCACCAGGCCCUCCAGACCGGGGAGCUGGACAGCGCUCACUCUGUGGUCACCAAAACCCCAGACCUCAGCCUUUCCGCGGACGAGAUCGGCCUGUCGGAUAUUGAGUGUCCAGACCCUUUUGACGCGACCGGUCCAAGUGGCCUGGGGCGGACCGAUGCUGGGGUCGGGAUCCGGGCGGUCGCUGAGGAUUUGGAAACUACCGGAGGGGCGCAGAAUGGACAAAGGACCAGUUCGGGCUCGGACACGGACAUCUACAGCUUCCACUCUGCUACAGAGCAGGAGGAUUUGCUUUCAGACAUCCAGCAGGCGAUCCGGAUGCAGCAGCAGCAGCAGCAGCUGCUGCUCCAGGGCGCCGAGGAACUUGCAGCGCCCCCAACGGUUGCCUCGCCUCAGCCCGAGGCCUUCCUCGGCCUGGACCGAUUCCUGCUGGGGCCAAGAGGCGUUGCUGGAGAGGCCGUGGGCAGUCCCGACGCAGAGCAGGUGCUGUCGGCGCUCUCCGACCUGCCUGAGAGCCAGGUCACCGAAUCCUCCGUGCCCAAGCAGCCCCCGCUCCCCAGCGGCAGCCUCUCCUCCGAGGUGCCCCACUUGGAGGAUGCCCAGCCCUCGGCGGCGGACUCUGUCGUGUCCACCUCCUUCCGCUUUCCCGAGUCUGAACCUGGCGAGGUUGUGGUGGGAGACCCCGCGCAAGGUGCUGGGGACACGGAUGAGGAAGGCGAGGAGGAAGCUUUUGAAGAUGCCCCCCGAGGCUCCCCCGGGGAGGCGUGGGGCCUAGCGUUGGGAGAGACUCAGCAGAGGUUGGAGGGGAGAUCCGAGGAGCUGUCGGGAGCCGAGGAGUCCGGCUCCCCCGCAGCUGCCUCCCUGCCCAGCAGCCCUGUUCCCAGCUUGCGCUGCUUCAAGCCCUACCCGAUCAUUACCCCUUGCUACAUCAAGACCACCACCCGGCAACUCAGCUCUCCUAAUCAUUCCCCGUCUGAGUCCCCCAGCCAGAGCCCCAGGAUCAAGAGGCGGCUGGAGUCUGCCCUGAGUCGGGGACCAAGACCUUCCCUCGCCUCUGCCGCCGCCCCGGCGCAAAAACACAGAGCCGACGGGGGCCUGGCUGGUGGCCUCAGCCGUUCUGCAGACUGGACGGAGGAACUGGGUGCCCGAACGACCCGGGCUGGAGACUCUGCUCUCCCGGUGCGCGGAUCAGCCCCAGGCAGUUGCGAUGGGGCACCCCAAGCCCCGACAGCCACAUCUGCUGCUGGGGCUCAGACGACUGCAGAGGGUUUCCAGAACGUGUUCACUGGGCGGACUUUACUGGAAAAGCUGUUCAGCCAGCAAGAGAACGGGCCUCCAGAAGAAGCAGAGAAAUUUUGCUCAAGGAUCAUCGCUAUGGGUCUCCUACUUCCUUUUAGUGACUGCUUCAGGGAACCAUGUAAUCAGAGUACCCAACCAAGUUCAGCGCCAUUUGAUCAAGAUCAACUUUACACCUGGGCUGCAGUUAGUCAACCCACACACUCAUUGGAUUACAGAGUUUCCACAGAAGGACAGUUUCCCAGGCACGUCCCACCUGUUUGGACACCAUCUCAACCUCCUGAUGAAGAACACAGGCCCAAAGAUGUUGACACAGAAUCUCAAUCUGCUGUUUUGGAAACUCCAAAAAAAUGUUCAGAUGCUGUUCAGCAGGAAGUUUUUGACAUGAAGUCUGAGGGACAGGCAACUGUAAUUCAACAGCUGGAACAGACCAUUGAGGAUCUGAGGACCAAAAUAGCUGAACUAGAAAAGCACUACCCUGUUGUGGAUAUGGAGGUGACUAGUGGCCAUCAUGGGAUUCAGAAUGGAAUGGCACCCUCAGAAGAUAACUGUCUUGAAGCAUUCAGGUUAGGAGAAAAGGAUGUACAGCAUCAAAGGAUUUUACAGGCAAAAUCAAUCCAGACAUCCCCAACAGAAGAGGACAGGACAUCAACACUGCCUUCUGUGAAUGCUCUGCCAGAAUGUCCCCCAUGUCCACCUGGGGAUGAAAGUGCAUACUCGGUUGUGCCGACCUCACUUUCUGGACCUCAGACAAAAUUCUGUUCAGAGAUUUCUUUGAUUGUAUCUCCAAGGCGUAUAUCAGUACAACUUGAAGCACAAGCACAGCUUCCAUCACCUCUAUCCCUUCCUCAGGUGGAUAGUCAAGGACAGGUUGGAUCACAGCCUUCCCAUCUUUCUCUUCAUACUGAGUUUGAAACCAGCCAUGAACAUACUAUGUUCUCUUCCUUUGAAUGCAGCCAUAGCAUCCCACCCCCACCACCUCUUCCUAUGUCUUGCACAGAGUCCUCCAGCUCCAUGCCUGGUGUGAGCGUGGCAGCAUCUCCACAUCCCCCUCUCUCUGGCACCACAGGGCCUGCUCUGCCCAGUACAGCAAUCCCUCCUCCUCCUCCUCCUCCUCCUCCUCCUCCUCCUCCUCUGCCUGGCACAGAAAUGCUGUCAUCCCCUCUCCCACCUUUGUCUAGUAAGGGAAUACCUCCUCCUCCCCCUCUGCCAGGUGAGGGAAUACCUCCUCCCAGGCCUCUUUCUGGAGUAGGAAUACCUCCUCCUCCCCCCCCACUUCCUGGAAUGGAAAUACCUCCUCCCCCACCUCUGCCAGGAAUGGGGAUACCCCCUCCCCCACCUCUGCCAGGAGUGGGGAUACCCCCUCCCCCACCUCUGCCAGGAGUGGGGAUACCUCCUCCCCCACCUCUGCCUGGAGUGGGGAUACCUCCUCCCCCACCUCUGCCUGGAGUGGGGAUACCUCCUCCCCCACCUCUGCCUGGAGAAGGGAUACCCCCUCCCCCACCUCUGCCAGGAGUGGGGAUACCCCCUCCUCCACCUCUGCCUGGAGUGGGGAUACCCCCUCCCCCACCUCUGCCUGGAAUGGGGAUACCCCCUCCCCCACCUCUGCCUGGAGUGGGGAUACCUCCUCCCCCACCUCUGCCUGGAGGGGGGAUACCCCCUCCUCCACCUCUGCCUGGAGUGGGGAUUCCUGCAGUUCCUCCUUUGUCAGGUAUGGGGAUUCCACCUGCUCCAGCUCCUCCUCUCCUUCCAGGAAGAGAUAUUCCUCCACCACCACCCCCCCCUCUGCUUCCUGGAUCAGGUUCUUCACUCUCCCCACAAGUGAGCAGCAGCACUUUACCAACACAAGUGUGUGGAUUUCUUCCUCCUCCCUUGCCAACAGGCUUGUUUGGAUUAGGGAUGAACCAGGACAAAGGGAGUAGGAAGCAGCCUAUAGAGCCUUGCCGCCCAAUGAAGCCUCUCUAUUGGACAAGAAUUCAACUACAUAGUAAAAGCUUGAGAGACUCCAGUACUUCUCUUAUUUGGGAAAAAAUUGAAGAGCCAUCCAUAGAUUGUCAUGAAUUUGAGGAAUUGUUUUCUAAAACUGCUGUAAAAGAAAGGAAGAAACCCAUUUCUGACACCAUCACAAAGACCAAGGCCAAACAAGUUGUCAAGUUAUUAAGCAACAAAAGAUCACAAGCAGUUGGAAUAUUGAUGUCCAGUCUUCAUUUAGAUAUGAAAGACAUACAACAUGCUGUUGUGAACUUGGACAAUUCUGUGGUUGACCUGGAGACCCUACAAGCUCUCUAUGAAAAUCGAGCACAAUCAGAUGAACUGGAAAAAAUUGAAAAGCAUGGCCGAUCCUCUAAAGACAAAGAAAAUGCCAAGCCUCUGGACAAACCUGAACAGUUCCUUUAUGAACUGUCACUAAUCCCCAACUUUUCAGAGCGAGUUUUUUGCAUCCUGUUCCAGUCCACAUUUUCAGAAAGCAUAUGCUCAAUUCGACGCAAACUGGAAUUGCUACAGAAAUUAUGUGAGACAUUAAAAAAUGGCCCAGGGGUUAUGCAGGUUCUGGGUUUGGUUCUUGCUUUUGGCAACUACAUGAAUGGUGGAAAUAAGACUCGUGGACAGGCUGAUGGUUUCGGAUUAGACAUUCUUCCAAAACUGAAAGAUGUCAAAAGCAGUGACAACAGCAGAAGCCUUUUGUCAUAUAUUGUUUCCUAUUAUCUUCGAAAUUUUGAAGAGGAUUCUGGGAAAGAACAGUCUGUCUUUCCACUACCAGAACCCCAAGACCUUUUUCAAGCCUCACAGAUGAAGUUUGAAGAUUUUCAGAAAGAUCUCAGAAAAUUACACAAAGAUUUGAAAGCCUGUGAAGUUGAAGCAGGAAAAGUAUAUCAGGUGUCUUCAAAAGACCAUGUCCAACCUUUCAAAGACAACAUGGAGCAAUUUAUUAUUCAAGCUAAAAUUGACCAAGAGGCAGAGGAGAAUUCACUGACAGAAACUCAUAAAUGCUUUUUGGAGACCACAGCGUAUUUCUUAAUGAAACCAAAACUUGGUGAGAAAGAAGUAUCCCCAAAUGUUUUCUUCAGUAUCUGGCAUGAAUUCAGCUCUGAUUUUAAAGACUUUUGGAAGAAAGAGAACAAGCUUAUUCUACAAGAGAGAGUAAAAGAAGCUGAAGAGGUAUGUAGGCAGAAGAAGGGGAAAUCACUUUAUAAAAUAAAACCAAGACAUGACUCUGGAAUUAAAGCAAAGAUAAGCAUGAAAACCUGAACAAUGAAGAGCAGAUUAACAAUGAAUCAUUGUAAACAUUUCCACACAAUUCAACUGACCUGAGGGUGGAAAGGAAACAGCAUCAUAUGACAAUAUUUCUUCUUGACCUCUUGCAUAAUCUUUGUGUUUUCUAGACAGUUCAUUGUUUGUUAAAUUUUACUGUGCAUUCAUGUAAUAAUGUAAAAGCAGUAUACCAGUUGACAGCUUUUCUUUUUGUAAAAGUUUAUGGUAUUAUACUGAUAGACCAAAACAGCAUGUUUGGAGGCAGUAUCUGCAUUAAUUCUGAACAUGCUAAAUAUAAACCUAAAAUUUACUUUUGUGGCAAUAUUCCUUAUCACAACAAGAUGCUUUCUACUGAUGACCUAUGCUCCAUGCCACUGAAUUUAGUUUGAUGAGUAAAAUGUUAUUUCUAGUGCAUUGUUUGUAUCAGUUCAUGUCUACAUACACAUUUUCUAUUUUAAAAUUUGCGGAUGAUUUAUGUCAUAAUCACAGCUUUCCCAAUUCUUGGAUUGCUCUUCAUGGCUAUAUAUUUGUGGACGAAGAUUAUCUCUUUUUAUUCAAGUCAGAAGAUGAAUAAAAUAUUAUAGCAAAAGCAGAAAGAAUCUUUUCCUAUGAAUCAUUUAAUAUAGGCAGAAAUUAGAAUUUUAAGCGUAAUGAGAGUUUUUGUCAGUGUCAUUAGAGGCUCUACAAAAAGGUAAACUGCAACAAAGGUAAAUCAAAAAGAAGGCGUGCCUCUCUAUAUUUUGAAGGAAUUUAAAUAAAUGAUGAUUGUAAACCAAACAUGACUAAAUGUUGGCCAAAAAAUAAGUUUUUGCAUGGAUUGGCAUCUACCUAGAAACUGAAUUAAACUUAAUUAAACUGCCUUAGUAUUUUGAGAUGAUUUGGGCUGUUUUAAUGUGUCAUUGCAGGUGAUCACAAGCUGUAAAAUGAAUAUGUAAUGAUUCAUUAUCUGAAGGAGGCUAGGAAAGAAUUUUAUUUUAUUAAAGGGGACAAGGUAAAUCUCCACUAAUUCCUUAAAGCUCAGCUCAUGAUGCAUAUGAAGGUUUUGUGAAACAUUAAUAGGUUUUUAAAAAAUUAUUUUCAUGAUAUUUAUUGGGGGUUUUGUUUGUGGAUAAAGUGGAGAACUUAUUGCAAACCAAUUAUGGAAAGCAACUUAAAAAGUAAAAUGAUAUUCUGAAUUAUAACUUUGUUUAUAUUAUAUAAAAUAUGAUCUCUUGCCAUUUAGUUUGUAGUUCAAGUGCGAAGAAAUAGUUGUGGGUUUUUUGUUGUUGUUUUAUAGUCUUCCUGUCCCCUUUCAUCCCUCCAAUGUGUAUAUUGCCAUUAUUCAAUGAAAUAAUAGGGCAUUUAACAAAGAUUGCUAUGUGCAAUACUGUAUUUAGUGUUUCUAUUUCAAUUUUUCU
Molecule: messenger RNA, 6410 nt
Organism: Talpa occidentalis (Iberian mole)
Lineage: Eukaryota; Metazoa; Chordata; Mammalia; Eulipotyphla; Talpidae
Gene: FMN2
Product: formin 2
Exons: 18
Coding region: 181-5010 (1609 amino acids)
Biological process (GO): intracellular transport
Cellular component (GO): endoplasmic reticulum membrane; cytoplasm; nucleus
Source: RefSeq, a predicted model, not a curated record